Sinocyclocheilus grahami is the source of this 597-nucleotide messenger RNA. RefSeq names its product neuromodulin-like. The transcript has 2 exons. Gene Ontology annotation, molecular function: protein binding. Lineage: Eukaryota; Metazoa; Chordata; Actinopteri; Cypriniformes; Cyprinidae. The record is from RefSeq and is a predicted model, not a curated record. Gene Ontology annotation, biological process: regulation of growth. The annotation marks the transcript as partial.
GUCACUUUACACAUUGUUUUUUUUCAUUUUAUGCUUGCUUUUUUCAUUAGACGCAUUUCAGUAUUAAAUUAAAAGGCCCUCGGUGGACAAAAGCCUCACUGGACGCUGAUGGACAAGGUUGAGAAGAACGAAGAGGCUGAUCAGGAGAUCAAGCAGGAUGGACCCAAACCGGAGGAAAACGGCCACAAGGCCGCCACCAAGAUCCAGGCCAGCUUCCGUGGACACAUCACCCGGAAAAAGAUGAAGGACGAGGAGAACGACGCCGCUCCGGACGAGUCCGCAGAGGAGAAGGAGGAGCGAGUCUCUCCAUCGGAGGAGAAACCUGCCGAGGUUUCCAUGGAAACAGCAGAGGAGAGCAAACCGGCCGAGCAGCCCAACUCACCUGCCGCAGAAGCCCCGCCCACCACUGCCACUGACUCCGCCCCCUCAGACACGCCCACUAAAGAGGAGGCGCAGGAGCAGCUGCAGGAGGCGGAGAAUCCAAAAGAGGUGGAGAACACGGCAGCCGAGAACCCCGCCCACGAUGUAAACGCACAGGAGGAGGAGAAGAAAGAGGAGGAGAAGAAGGAGGAAGCCAAACAAGCCGAUGAGCCUGAC